This is a messenger RNA of Endocarpon pusillum Z07020, 4581 nucleotides long. RefSeq lists its product as uncharacterized. The coding region runs from base 1 to 4581 and encodes 1526 amino acids. Lineage: Eukaryota; Fungi; Ascomycota; Eurotiomycetes; Verrucariales; Verrucariaceae. The transcript has a single exon. Gene Ontology annotation, biological process: endocytic recycling; intracellular protein transport; phospholipid translocation. Gene Ontology annotation, cellular component: plasma membrane. Gene Ontology annotation, molecular function: ATP binding; ATP hydrolysis activity; ATPase-coupled intramembrane lipid carrier activity. The record is from RefSeq and is a predicted model, not a curated record.
AUGUCUCACAAUGCCAGGAAAGGGCAGAGUUCCGAGAAUAAUGUGCAGACAGACAGCGGACGCGAAAGCUCUCGCCCGGUAUCGUUGUCGCAAGGUCUAGAGCGGAGUCCUCGAAAUUCUAUUUGCGCUGUAUCUCCUGAGACACUCCCUUCCGACCAGUCAUCCGGACCUUCGAAACCAUCAGGCUCCCAAAAUGUGCCUGGUGUGGUUAAGAAUCGAGAUCGAGGGUUUUCUCUACGCAGGACCUUGUUUGCGAAGAACAUAAAAAUGUUGCCACAAGCAAGACCAGAGGCCAUUGAGCUGACAGCGCCUAUCCAUGCCACAAGCAAUGCACCUCCCGCGAAGCAUGAGGAAGAGACCGUUGCCAGCGCGAGGUCUGGUAUACGCAUCUGGCGAUUAGGAAAAGACCUCUAUACCAAAGCCAGCAAGACAAUCUUGGGUAUAACUGAACUCCCUCCCAGCGCAGAUGGGAGGCAUAUUUUCAUUAAUGAAGCCAAUCUGCUUGACGAGCGCACUCAGUCGCCCUACAUUCAUAACUCCAUUCGCUCGUCCCGUUACAGCUUCUUCAGCUUCUUCCCCCGCCAGCUUUUCGCCCAGUUCUCAAAACUUGCCAACGCCUAUUUUUUAGCAAUCAGUAUUCUGCAGCUGAUACCUGGUCUGAGCACAACCGGAACAUUCACUACUAUAGUGCCGCUUCUGGUGUUUGUGGGUAUAUCGAUGGGCAAGGAAGGUUGGGACGACAUUCGCCGCUGGAAGUUAGAUAAGGAAGAGAACAACCGCACAACGUAUGUGCUUAACAGAGAAUUUGAUGCUAAAGAACCUACAUCGGAAACGGAUGACAAUCCUCCACCCUUACCUCAGCUCUGGACUGCAAAAAAGUGGUUACAAGUUAAAGUGGGAGAUAUCAUUCGUCUCAAAAGAGACGACCAGGUUCCGGCUGACAUGAUAUUGAUGUACGCAGAGGGUACUACCGCGUAUACAGAGACGAUGGCGUUGGACGGUGAGACUAACUUGAAGAAUAAGCAACCCCCGGUGUCACUUUUAAAUCACUGUCGAACCCUUGAUCAAGUAUCAAACUGCCAUGGUGAAAUAGUCGUUGAAGAUCCGUCCAUGGAUCUCUAUCGUUUUGAGGGUAAAAUUAGCAUCGCAGACCAAAUACUUCCUUUGACAACCCAUGAAGUCAUGUACCGCGGAAGCAUUUUGCGAAAUACGCCGGUCGCAGUCGGCAUCGUCUGCUACACGGGCGAAGAGUGCCGGAUACGACAGAAUGCGAACAAGAAUCCUCGAAUCAAGGCUCCGGCGCUCCAGAGUUUGGUCAACAGAAUCGUAAUCUUGAUUGCGGGCUUUGUUUUGGUACUUUCGCUAGGCUGCUCUUUCGGAUAUAGUGCUUGGAAUUCAUAUGAGGAUAGGGCAUGGUAUCUCUCUGGAACCACCGUGAAUUGGGGCCAGGUCCUAGCGUCUUUCAUCAUCAUGUUCAAUACCCUGCUACCACUUUCUCUGUAUGUCAGCAUGGAGAUUGUUAAAGUCAGUCAAAUUUUCCUGAUGAACAGUGAUGUUGAUCUGUUCGAUGAGGUGUCAAAUACCCCAAUGCAGUGUCAGACGUCCACCAUCAACGAGGAGCUUGGUCAGGUCAGCUACAUCUUCUCUGACAAAACAGGGACCCUGACCAAGAACGAAAUGAAAGUCAACAAGCUGAGCUGUGCAGGAUAUGUGUGGAAUCACGAAAGCGAUAUCAACAGCCUGGCAGCCGAAACAAGGGUAGCAGAGACAAGGCAGAACGGGAAAGAGAACCAAUCUGUGUCAAGAGGGGCUGGACAGCCUGAGCAAAGUCCUCGAAGAUCCAAUGCAUGGGGUUUCAUCGGAAGCAGCAACUCAGUCCAUGGUCCAGAAGAUGCUGGGUCCUCCACAGAUGAGCGAAGACGAGACGUAGGUAAACCAGCUCGUCCGUCACACAAUACGACAACCACGCAGCUAAUCGAGUACAUCUACAAGAACCCCUCAGCGCCACUUGCCAUCAAGGCGAGAUUCUUUCUUCUCUCGAUAGCGUUAUGCCACACGUGUGUUCCUGAGAGCACGGAACAGCAGGAGGGAAUUCGAUAUCAAGCGACUUCUCCCGACGAGCUUGCCCUAGUCACGGCUGCACAGGAAAUGGGCUACCUGUUUCUUGAUCGUCAAAGCAGCACGGUCACCCUUAAAAUCUUUGGAAGCGGCGACGGUGCGGAGCCAGUUUUCGCAAAGUACGAGGUCCUUCAUGUGAUUGAGUUCACAAGCGAUCGGAAACGAAUGAGUGUAAUUGUAAGAGAACCUGAUGGUCGGAUAUGCAUUCACUGUAAGGGCGCAGAUUCGGUAAUCCGUGACCUAUUGCGGCUUUCUGAUCUGGCUGCUGCCCAAGCGAAGGCUAUCGAACAGCAAACCACCAAGGAGAAAAGCCUGGGCGCUCAGGAAGCGCUCAGAAGACAGAGUACUACCCCUAGCCUCGGACGCCCUAGCUUUGACGCAGUCGGAGCAGGACGCAGAACCAGUUCGUUCCAAGGGAAAGGCUCAGUGCGGUACAGUGUUGACCAAUGGCUCUCGGAUCGAGAAGCUGACACGGCCAUCUCGCCCACCUCUCCUGUUACUGCUCACACUCAACCUCUCUCACGUCGCACAUCUGGACAACCGUCAUCACGUCGAUCAUCAAUGCAGGAAAGGAACCUACAAUUAAAAUCUCACGAUACUAUACCAGUCUCGCCCUCGUCGGCAGAAGUCAAAGACCUUGUUGAUGACAACCUGCUGUUGAAAGAGUCUUGGGUGAUAGAGCAAACCUUGAGACACCUGAACGAAUUUGCCAACGAAGGUCUACGUACUCUGUUGCAUGCAGCUCGCUAUAUAAGUGAAGACGAGUACCGCAUUUGGGCAGAAGCUUACCGUGAAGCGACCACUUCCCUUACCAGCCGAGAAGAACGAAUUAGCGAGGUGGCUGAUCUGAUCGAGAAAGAAUUCGAACUCAUUGGAGCAACAGCCAUUGAAGACAAAUUGCAAGAUGGCGUUCCCGAUACCAUUGACCGAUUAAGAAGAGCCAACAUCAAGCUUUGGAUGCUUACUGGUGACAAGCGCGAGACUGCGAUCAGCAUCUCACGCUCAUGUAGGCUUGCUAAGGACUAUUCCACCUUCAUCAUACUCGAUCACGUCGUGGGCCCCGUCGACCAGGAGAUAGCCAAUGCGUUGCUUGACAUCAAACAAGGAACGGUUGCUCAUGCGGUGCUUGUCAUGGAUGGUGGAACUUUGGCUUCGAUUGAGGGCAAUACUGCACACAAGACUGCGUUGCUCGACCUGGCGACCCUGGUAGACUCGGUCAUUUGUUGCCGGGCAAGCCCAAGUCAGAAGGCCAUGCUUGUGAAAUCAAUUCGACGUCGCGUGAAUGGAGCUGUCACUUUAGCCAUUGGCGAUGGCGCGAAUGAUGUGGCGAUGAUCCAGGAGGCGGACGUGGGCAUCGGCAUAUCUGGAGGAAAGGAAGGCCUUCAAGCCGCGAGGACGAGUGACUAUGCCAUUGCUCAGUUCCGCUUUCUUUGUAAACUGCUGUUGGUUCAUGGGAGAUACAACUACGAUCGAAUCAGCAAAUACGUUCUGGGCACCACUUACAAAGAGAUGCUGUUUUAUCUGACGCAAGCUCUCUAUCAGCGAAGCAAUGGUUAUACCGGGACAAGUUUGUACGAAAGCUGGUCGUUAUCAUGGUACAAUGCAUUCUUCACCUCGUUACCGAUCAUCUUUCUGGGUGCCUUCAUGGCUGAGUUGUCCCCGGCCACACUUCUGGCUGUGCCUGAACUCUAUACCAGAGGUCAACGGAGGGGCUCAUUCAACUUCAAGCUUUACUUGUGGUGGAAUUUUAUGGCCACGGUCGAAGCAAUGCUAGUUUUCUUCGUCAUGUACGGUAUCUAUGCGCGGACAACCUUCACCCUCGAUAACGGGCUCUUCGCUAUGGGAGUGAUGACCUACACUGCCUGUGUCAUCAUUGUGAAUAUGAAGCUACAGGUGUUGGAAAUCCACAACAAAAACAUUUUGGUGGUGAUUGCUCUCGUUGUCAGUAUUGGAGCAUGGUUUGCAUGGAAUAUCUUACUGUCUGCUGUCUAUGAGGACAACGUGAUCUACAACGUCAGGUCGGGCCUCCUAGAGCGAUUUGGACGGAAUGCUCUCUGGUGGUUGACGCUAACGGUCAUCGUGCUUUCAUUCUUGCUGUUUGAGUUGGCCAUCAAAGCUUUAAAGGCAAACUUUUUCCCAUCUGAUGUGGACGUCUUCCAGGUCUAUGAGCAAACCCCUGUUCUACGACAACGCUUCCAGGUCUCGGCUGCCCCGUUCCAUCAACCAGCGAAGCCACAUUCGAACCGCAAGAACAAGGCUGAUGGAAAGACAAAGGCUGCUGUCGAGGCAGAUCGGGAGGCACUGGUAGAGGCGAUGCUCCAGAAUCGAGCUUCAGACAAGGAUCCUACCCUGGCAGCAGCAUCAACGCUUGGCAAGGAUUCUAAGAUUGGAAGUGUGAUACGAAAUUCGAUUGAUGUGUUCAGCAAAGGAUUCGGGCUGGUCAGAAAAGAGCAUCGGUGUUGA